AUGGUGAAAACUUACUUUAAAUUCGAGCAUUCGAAUACGUUCGGGCUCAUCGCCUCGGCGUCGUCGAAUGCGAUCUGGGCAAAGGAUGAGCAGACCGCGGGUGCUGGUCGCCAGACUGGCGCUGGUCGGGCAGUGGUGGGUGCCGGUGAGGCGGUCUUGUGCUGGGAUGUCAAGAAGGGAGAAUUGCUCGGCCGCUGGCGCGAUUCGGCCUGCAGGGCACCAGUGACCGUGGUCGCUCAGAGCCAGACGGAUGAAGAUAUCUUCGCAGUCGGCUACGAAGAUGGUAGUAUUCGAAUCUGGGACUCCCGGACUAGCACAAUCAUUAUCUCUUUCAACGGACACAAAUCCGCCAUCACCCAGCUGGCCUUCGACAACGCCGGUGUGCGCCUUGCCAGUGGUUCCAAGGACACUGACAUUAUCGUCUGGGACUUGAUCUCCGAAGUCGGUCUCUUCAAACUUCGCGGACACACCGAUCUCAUUACAUCGCUCCACUUCCUCUUCCCGUCGACAGAGCUCCUCACUGCUUCUGGUCUCGGCGAACACUCGGGCUUCUUGUUGACUACUGGCAAGGAUGCAUUGAUUAAGGUCUGGGAUCUGUCAUCGCAGCACUGUAUUGAAACACAUGUCGCACAGUCCAAUGGCGAGUGCUGGAGCUUGGGUCUUUCACCUGAUCAGGAUGGUUGCAUUACCGCAGGCAAUGACGGAGAGCUCAGAGUUUGGUCGAUUGACGAAAGUGCCAUGCUUGAAAUCUCGAAAGAGAAGGUUGGCGUGGAAGGUCGCAGAAUUCUCACCGACCGAGGAACCUUCUACCGCAACGGUAAGGAUCGCACCCUUAGCAUUCGCUUCCACCCCAAGUUGGACUACGUCGCUUUCCAUGGAUCUGAAAAGGCGGUUGAGAUUUGGCGCAUUCGAUCCUCCACGGAGGUACAAAAGAGCCUUGCACGAAAGAAGAAGAGGAGAAAGGAGAAGGAUGCGCAACGCAAAGAUGGAGAAAACGAGGUCGAAGCGGCCCCAGAGAAGCCCGAGGAUGUCUCCUCUGCGCCUGUCACUGAGGUCUUUGUCUCUCAUGUCAUUGUCCGAACUGGUGGAAAGGUCCGCUCUUUCGACUGGAUGCUGAACAAGUCCAGCAACCUCAACCUCCUUGUGGCGACCACAAACAACCUGCUGGAAGCAUACAGCAUUGUCACGGCGAACAAGAAGAAGAAGGACGAGGAAGAAUCUGAGUACACCCGCAACUUGGCGGUGGAGAUUCCUGGUCACCGAACAGAUGUUCGUUCAAUUGCGUUGAGCUCCGAUGAUCGCAUGCUUGCCUCGGCGUCAAACGGCAGUCUCAAGAUCUGGAAUGUGCGCACAGAAACUUGUCUCCGUACCCUUGAGUGUGGUUAUGCGCUUUGCUCCGCAUUCCUUCCUGGCGACAAGAUCGUGGUUGUUGGAAACAAAAACGGUGAAUUGGAAGUGUACGACAUUGCAUCCUCUACCCUGCUGGAUACCAUCAAGGCACAUGAUGGUUCUAUUUGGUCUCUUCAUGUGCACCCUGACGGCAAGUCUAUGGUCAGUGGAAGUGCAGACAAGACAGCCAAGUUCUGGGAAUUCAAGGUUGUUCAGGAGGAGAUUCCCGGCACAAAGCGCACCACGCCGCGUCUCAGGUUGGUGCACACAAGGAUGCUGAAGGUCAACGACGACAUUCUCAAUCUUCGCUUUUCGCCUGAUGCACGCCUGCUGGCGGUCUCUUUGCUGGACAACACCGUCAAGGUCUUCUUCGUCGAUACUUUGAAACUCUUCCUGAACCUCUACGGCCACAAGCUUCCCGUUCUCAGCAUGGAUAUUUCUUUUGAUAGCAAGCUGAUUGUCACUUGCUCGGCUGAUAAGACUGCUCGUAUCUGGGGAUUGGACUUUGGUGACUCCCACAAGACUUUCUUGGCCGGCGAGGACUCCAUGAUGGCGGUUGCAUUUGUUCCCCACAACAAGGAUGGAAAUGGCCACAACUUCUUCAGUGCAAGCAAGGAUAAGGUCAUCAAGUACUGGGAUGGCGACAAGUUUGAGAAUAUCCAACGACUCACUGGGCACCACGGCGAGGUCUGGGCAUUGGCCAUGGCUCGUUCCGGUGACUUCAUCGUCAGCGCCAGUCACGAUAAGAGCAUUCGUAUCUGGCAGCAGACCGAUGAGCCUCUCUUCCUCGAGGAAGAGCGCGAGAAGGAGAUGGAAGAGGAAUACGAUGCCACCCUUACCGCGUCUCUGGAUCGGGAGGAUGGUGAAGAAGGCGAGAAGGCUGAAGCCGUUGACGCUGGCAAGCAGACUUCUGGUACUCUCAUGGCUGGAGAAAAGAUCAUGGAGGCUUUGGAUUUGGGUAUCGAGGACCUCGCACUUGUGCGCGACUGGCAAAAGGUCAAGGCUGCUAACCCGAAGGCCGCUGACCUGCCGCCCGAUCGCAACCCGCUCUACCUCGCACUGAACAACGUCUCUGCUGAGCGUCAUGUCCUGAACACCGUGCAGAAAGUCCCCGCCGCUGCCCUGCAGGAUGCCCUCCUCGUCCUCCCCUUCUCCAAGCUCGGCGCGCUCUUCACCUUCCUCAACAUCUGGGCCGAGCGCGAAUGGAACAUCCCCCUUACCUGCCGCGUUCUUUUCUUCAUGCUGAAGACACACCAUCGCCAAAUCGUGGCCAGCAAGAUGAUGCGCCCGAUGCUGGAUGAUAUCAGGGUCUCGCUGCGCCGGGUUCUUUCCCGCCAAAAGGACGAGAUGGGCUUCAACCUGUCUGCGCUGCAGUUCAUCGGCAACCAGAUCCGCGAUCACAGCACCAAGGACUUCAUCGAUGAAGAGAACUGGGAGCAGAACGCCCACCAGAAGGGAUCUGGCAAGAAGCGGCAAUUCAUGAGCGUUGCUUAG
Penicillium atrosanguineum is the source of this 2883-nucleotide messenger RNA. Its product is annotated as snoRNA-binding rRNA-processing protein DIP2. NCBI's taxonomy places the organism in Eukaryota, Fungi, Ascomycota, Eurotiomycetes, Eurotiales, Aspergillaceae. Gene Ontology annotation, cellular component: Pwp2p-containing subcomplex of 90S preribosome; small-subunit processome. Gene Ontology annotation, molecular function: protein binding; snoRNA binding. Gene Ontology annotation, biological process: maturation of SSU-rRNA. The transcript is spliced from 3 exons. The record is from RefSeq and is a predicted model, not a curated record. The coding region runs from base 1 to 2883 and encodes 960 amino acids.